AAGCAACUCGUUUGGGAUUUCUCUCACCAGUACAAACUAGACGGAAAGGCUUGAUCAUUUGCUCGACAUAUUCUUGAAUAACCAGAACGAGAUCGUAUUCCAAGCAACAAAAUGAAUUUAGAUAUAGUGCUUAAGUUCCCACAUGAAGAGGUCACAUUAUGCGUAUGCCGAUACUCACCAAAGGCUGCAUUUACUGACCUAAAAAAGUGUCAGGGAGACAAAUGUGAUUCCUGGCUCCACAAAACGUGUUAUCCACGCAACUACUGCCCAUAUUGUUAUCUCGACAUGAUGGAUGGUCCAUUUUGGGAGCACACUGAAGCUCUACUACCACCAACUGUACUUACUAAAUCCGAUGGAAAAGAUAUAGGUAGAGGCACAUUUGCAAUAAGACCGGUUCAUGAUUUACGUCUGAAAGAGAACGCGCAUUAAGUCCAACUAUGGUGCAUGAACCUACGUGACAACGCAGCUUCUGGCGUCCAGUGGCCUACAGAGUGCACGUUGACAGUUAAUAAUUGCAGUUUGCCGAUAAGUCCAACAGGAUCUGCAAGCAGUCAUGGUGAUUGUGUAACUGUAAGUCUUUCUUUUAACAUACCACCCUGAUUCUAUAUUAGCAUUUCUAUUCCCGAAUGCAGUUUAGUCAUUCCAGAAUUACACACUCAGCGAGGUUCAAACAGAGCGGACACUUGCUUGACUUAAUAAAGUUUCUGCAAUACGCGCAAGCAUCUAAGAAGCUAGUGAAGUGGGAAUGCCCAGUUUGCAGAAAGAGAUACUCAUUUACAGAUCUGAUAUCCGAUGGCUAUUUAAUGCCAAUUCUUGCUGCAUUACCCGAAGAAGUGAAUGAAAUCGAAGUCCAACACGAUGCUUCUUGGAGAUUAAUCGGAAGGACUACUUGGAAUAAGCCUGAGCCUCCGUAUGUUAUUGACCAGGAGGAGGUGGGAGGAGAAGAUGGAGUGGUGCAUAUCCCUUCUGAUGAUGAGACUCAAGGUGUUGCAUCUGCUUCCGUGGCACCUGCUUGCACGGCAUCUACUUCCACGGCAUCUACUUCAGAAACUAAAGAUGUUAAUCCACUUGAUGAUAGCUUGAAGGUUUUGGAAAGUCAAUAUGUUGCAUCUACCGGAGGAGGUGGAGUGGUGCAUGUCUCGUCUGCUGAAGAGAUUCGAGAUGUUGCAGCUGCUUCUGUGGCAUCCGCUUCCGUGGGAUCUACGUCUGAAACUAGAGAUGUAAGACCACCUGAUGAUUCCUUGAAGCUGUUGGGAAGACAGUAUGGAGGAGAUUCGGAUUCUGACUGAGAAACGGAGCUUGCACAGCACUAUGGGUACCAGAAGGCAAUUUCAGAGAAAUGACCUUCCACUGUGAUGCAUCUAUGUAGAAAUUAUAUUUUAGCAGCUGAACACUAAGGAUAUCUCUCUCUUUCAUACUCCUCGUUUUCACUAUUCACAUGUAUAUGUUCCUUUUCUUCUGUGAUUGAACGGGUUAUUAGUAGUAACCCAUCUUCUUCUGUGACUGAACAGUAACCCAUAUAUGUUUUUUUCGAAUUAUAUAUAGCCUUGUAUGCCAAUUUCUUUGUACAUCAGUUAUUACUGUGAAUCAUUAAUGGAACACCAGGUGCUACCUUUUUUUGCUCUUC
Messenger RNA from Papaver somniferum (opium poppy), 1627 nucleotides. RefSeq names its product E3 SUMO-protein ligase pli1-like. The transcript has 7 exons. The record is from RefSeq and is a predicted model, not a curated record. NCBI's taxonomy places the organism in Eukaryota, Viridiplantae, Streptophyta, Magnoliopsida, Ranunculales, Papaveraceae. Gene Ontology annotation, biological process: protein sumoylation. Gene Ontology annotation, molecular function: SUMO ligase activity. The coding region runs from base 627 to 1289 and encodes 220 amino acids.